Messenger RNA from Hordeum vulgare subsp. vulgare (domesticated barley), 2358 nucleotides. RefSeq lists its product as uncharacterized. NCBI's taxonomy places the organism in Eukaryota, Viridiplantae, Streptophyta, Magnoliopsida, Poales, Poaceae. Gene Ontology annotation, molecular function: DNA-binding transcription factor activity. The transcript has 3 exons. Bases 447 to 2042 code for a protein of 531 amino acids. The record is from RefSeq and is a predicted model, not a curated record.
CUUCGCCUCCGGCUCUCCGCUCCUCCUCUGCCGCAGAGAACACCCGCUCAGGCAAAAGCCGGCGACUCCCUCCCCCCUCACACACGCGCGCAGGUACCUGAAUCGAUCAUGAACUUGGUACCGGGACCAGUCUACAUCCCUACCCCUCGGCUAGCUAUAAUUACCCCCAGGCCACCACCCGCCCGCGCGCAUUUCCGGUCUCACACCCGCCAGAAGCGAGGGGCACGACACCGCCGUUGCCGUACCGGGGGGAGGGGAGGCGGAGGCGGAGGCCACCGAGGAGAGCCGCAAGGGACCAAGCUGCGACGUCAGAGGGUUCCAUCCUCGCCGGGGAGCUCCUCGACCUGGAGCUGUUCGAGCGAUCAAGCCCUCCCUUGCAUUCCCCCAGCAACCCGAAACUGCCACGCCCUCCUCGGUUCACCAGACUGGAACUCGAGCCUCCAGAUAUGGCACCACGAGGAAGACCUCCGAAGCAUGUGUGCAGCAAGUGCCAUAAGAGCUUUCCUUCAGGGAGGGCUCUUGGAGGCCACAUGUCACGCCACUGGCGCAAGGCGAAGCAGCCAAAGGGAACACCAAGCCCUCCUACCACUGUUGUCGACUUGCAUGUGUCGCUGCUGAGUCCAAGUGAUGAGGAGACUUUGCUGCGGUCCUCAGGAACACAAUGCCAGCUGUGCUCAAAGGUGUCAUCUGCCUGCGAUUCUCUGAGGAAGCACAUGAGAGAGCAUAGCGAGAAGAACGUGUUGAGUAGGCCCGUCGAAGAAGCAGCUGGGCCGAUGGAAGCUCUGGCCAUUGCUGGUGGUGGCUACAAUGUCCUGAUAUCUCCUGUGAAGCGCAAGCGGUCAAAGAGGGGGGCACCACCACUCAAGUUUAAUGAGAUGGAUGCUGCAGCCUCUCUCCUGCUGCUUUCAGAGCAUUCUAGCAUGAUUUCAGCUUAUGCAGAUUGCUAUGCAGAAGUUAUGGGCAGUUGGCCCCCCAAUGUGUCGAAGGAUAUGAAGCUGAAUGCUUCUGAUCAUCUACUGGUUCGAUCUGCUGAGUUCAAGAAGCCAAAAGGUUGCAAGUGUUCAGCUUAUGAUAUUUGCUAUGGGCAAUGUGAUAAGGACAACAACUUGAUCCCCAGUGUUGCCAAGGACAAAACUUCGGUCCCUGAUAUACCCAAUAAUUCAGCUUGUGAGGAUUGCUUUGGACAAUGUGAGACGGACAGCAGCUUGAUCCCCAAUGUUUCCCAGGACAAAACUUUGAUCCCUAAUAUUCCCAAAAAUUCAGCUUAUGAGGAUUGCUUUGGACAAUGUAAGAAGGACAUCAACUUGAUCCCCAAUGUUCCCAAGGACAAAACUUCGAUCCCUGAUAUUCCCAAUAAUUCAGCUUGUGAGGAUUGCUUUGAACAAUGUGAGACGGACAGCAGCUUGAUCCCCAAUGUUGCCCAGGACAAAACUUUGAUCCCUAAUAUUCCCAAAAAUCCAGCUUCUGAGGAUUGCUUUGGACAAUGUGAGAAGGACAGCAGCUUGACCCCCAAUGUUUACAAGAAGGGAAGAAGUUUGAUCGCCAAUGUUCCUGAGAAGGACAACAACACUUUGAUCUCCAUCGAUCUUGAGGAGGUAGAGCUGAAUGUGCUUGAUCAUGUGCUGGCUGGAGAUGCUGAGCUUAGGAAGAAGCCAAGAACUGACAAUUCAGUUGAGAUGAAGUGUGCUGAUCUUUCAGCCGCAGUGAAGGUCAAGAGGCACCAGUGUAAUGCCUGUGGGAAGUCAUUUGGGUCAGGGGUCGCGUUGGGAGGCCACAUGAGGCAUCACCUUCCUAGAUCCAAUGAUCGCCGUCAUGGGUUCGCCGAAGGCCCUGAUUCUGUUGCGAUGAAAGAGCAAAAGCAGAAGCUUGAAUUGGAUACCAAGUUUCUUGAUCUCCGACUUCCAGGUCUCACUGACAUCACUAUUUUCUCGGGGUUGAAAUCUGAGCCUGAGCCGUGGCGUGUUGCAGGCAGUGUUCACUGGGACAAUGCCGGUUGCGCACUGUUGUCUGAACUGCCACAGUCACUUCACUUUUCUGUAUAGUCAAUCAGCGUGAUAGCAAAAACUCCAAUUCGUCCGUUUGUAGAUAGUCACAAGCUUUCCACUGAUCCUUCUCCUUACCGGCAAAUUUUCCUUGACAGUGAAGGCCAAGGAUCGUAUGCAGUUGCUUGGUUACUGCACAGUACAGCACCUUUGCUCAGUUGAAUGCACAAGCAUGAGACUGUGUCAUUCUAGCACUAACUAAUGAUUUCGAGUGACCUAACUUCCGUAUACUUUCUCCUUGCACACUUGUGUUUCUGUAAAUGUUCAUAUCUUGAAAUGAUUCUUCAAUAGAGAGAAGCUGGUCAGAAUUUUAUCA